AGUCGAUGAUGAUUAUAACUUGUAAAGCGGAGCUUGCGCCCUCUGGCCGGUUGUACUUGCACCGUUUGCACGUUUGCUGCCUCAAUCGUAGCUCUUCGGCUUUUCCUUUGAAUCUGUGCUUUGAAUAUCCUCCGAAGCAUCCAGCUGAUCCAACUGCGUGUGGGCCCAGAGACCGGUGGCAUUGAGCGUGGUUUUAAUUAGCGAACGGACUCGCCCGAUGACAGCAGUUCCUCGUGUGCGAUGUUCACGCGCUGUCGACUCCGACCCACACGGCUCCUGACAGCGACGGCAUGUGUGGGCGCUCUGCUGUGGCUCGUCGUACUGCUCGUGACGACGGAGCGAUGCCUGGUCCCAUCACGUGAAACUGAGAGGUACUGGAGAGAGCGUUGCGUGCACUUCAUUAGAGCAAAGCUAGGAACAUCCGGACCCAGCGGGGUCUGCUUGUCAGCCCUGCACAAGCUGGCAGACGGAGGCCAAACGCUGCCCACGAUCUACGCCAUAACCCCGACAUACAGCCGGCACGUCCAAGAGGCGGAGCUCACCAGGCUUUCCCACACCUUCCGCCUGGUCCCCCAGCUGCACUGGAUCGUCGUGGAAGACGGGAAAGAGCGGACAGAGCUCGUCGGCGACCUCCUGCGACGCAGCGGCGUCGCGCAUACGCACCUGCACGCGGCCACUCCCCCCGAGCAGGUGCUGGCUCCGGGGCAGCCCAGCUGGCUUCGCCCAAAGGGGGUGCUCCAGCGCAACCGGGCACUACAGUGGCUGAGGGACACCCUCCCGAGGGGGUCCCCAGGCGUCGUGUUCUUUGCAGACGACGACAACACCUACGACCUUCGCCUCUUCGAAGAGAUGCGUGACACCCGCACCGUCUCGGUCUGGCCCGUGGGUCUGGUCGGGGGCCUAGUUGUGGAGAAGCCGCUGGUGAGGGACGGACGGGUGGUCAGCUGGAACGCCGUCUGGAAGCCACACCGGCCCUUUCCGGUGGACAUGGCGGGCUUUGCGGUGUCCCUGAGGCUGCUUCUGGGGCGUCCCCAGGCCCAGUUCCGGCUGGGGCUGCCAAGGGGCAUGCAGGAGUCCCACCUGCUGGGACGCCUGGUGGCGGGAUUGCACGAGCUCGAGCCCAAGGCUCGCAACUGCUCGCAGGUCCUGGUUUGGCACACUCGGACCGAGGCACCCAAGCUCGACAUGGAGAAGAAGAAGGGGUCCAAGUCGCAAGCGGGGCCACGCCGCAAAAAAAAUUCAGUCGCCGACGAACUGAGAAACCCAUCGAAAAAGGGGUCGUUGUAGUCAUUGGGUGGCUGACAAACUCCGUGCAUGCAACCAACAAUGGCCCGUUGCGGGUUAAGAAAAGCGGAACAAACCUCUCCCAUAACGCUUCUUGGUCACCGUGAUUGGUUGUUUCCUCCUCUCCACUUUUCUUUGCAGCAUUCGCUCUGCUGAAGUGAAAACAGUGGAGGCUUUGUGGGAGGUGCCUGUCCUGGUUUUCUUGACCCGCAGCGGACCAUAGUAGUCGUCGCGGUCAGCGACCCCUGGUGGCUCUUGCAGUGCACAUGACCGACGAACGAGAGGACGCCCUAGUCGUCGUCGUCGUAAUCGACGGGAUCGAGCGGCUCCCGCGUCAGCAGCAGUCCGCGGUCGUACAGCAGGGAGGCCAGCUCCAUGCACUCGGUGGGGCCCUCCAGGGGCAGCUCUUGGAUGCGGAGGUAGCCCGGGUAGGCGUGGAGGAGGGCUUCCACCGCGGGGGCACGCUCCGCGUCCAGUUCGACCCACUGGGGGUCGCGUUCCUGGUACACGCGGCUGUUGUCCAACGAGUGGUAGAGGCGGACGCUGUCUUCUUCCACCACCAACCUGCAGGCAGAAGACUCUAUGAGCACGACACGUGUCACGAGCUGCGUCAUAACGUGUAUCAUGGACUCCAAAGAUAUAAAAAGACCAGCGCACACUAUUGUGAGGCUUGUUGGUGCCCCGGAACUGUUUGUGUGUGACAAAGGGUCUUCCCGCUUCUCAACCCAAAGUAGGUCUACGCUUCGUCUCACUUUAGGCCGGAGUGCUGUCGAAGACAAUAGUCACCCGACAAGGUGAGAGGGGCGGGGUGCCCCUUUUUGAAACCCAGCCUCCAACACGCACCGGUUGCCUCGCACCGUGCUUUGGCUGCUCGACACUCGUGAUAUGCCAAAGCUUUAUCGAAGGCAGGAAACUCGCGCUGGAGGCAAAACGAUUGACACUUCUCCCAUCGGCGACUACCGUAAUAUACUAAACAUCCUCCCAUUGCACAAUAAGCGCCCACCCCCCCCCCCCCCACCCCCCAAUUUGGUAACAUUUGGAAAAUACAUAAAGGACAUAUCUUUACAUAUUGUUGAUCUAAGGAGCACCCAUGCUCCAGUUUUUACAUGCUCCAAAUUUUGAGUGAGUGCAUUCUCUGGGUUUCGCGGUACAUAUAAAACACGGGUUCUCAAACCGGGUGUUCCCCCAGAGUGUCCUCUCGUGGGAUCGAGCUCCCAACUUUUCGCGGUUCAGAUCUUAGCAGGUCUGAAACGCCCCCUGAUGUACUACUUCCCUGGUAUGUGUGCUAUUGUUUACAAGGUUUGUAGGCUUCUGCACUGCCUUCUCCCGUCAAUGCCGACAUGGGGAAAGGCUUCUCGACUGCCAUUCUCAGCUGGGGGUUCGUUUUUAUUCAUUCUUCUCUCGGAGCCCAAAAAAACAUUAGAGAGGGAAGGCAUUACAAGGAGAAGGCGUAACUCCUUGCGACCAAAGAGUUUCAGAACCGAUGGACAAGAAGACAUGCAUGCAUACCCAUGGUCGCAGACCAUGGGUAUGCAUGUCUUCUAGUUUAUGGGUUCUGCAUCUGCAGUUAGUUGGAUAAGGAAGAAAAAAUAUACAGUAUUUACUCGCAUAAUAAAUGCAUCCCUCACAACAGCCAUCAAUAUUUGGAUUUUUUUUUCUCGUGCAAUGAACACAUUUUUAAUUUUUGGCUCCGCAAGUCUUGAACUGCACCCAACUUAUUAGCUAGCCGGCUAGCCCCCAAACCCGCCAAUUUUCUUUUGCCUCCAAGGGGCCAGGCCUGUCUCGUAAUAGCUGCAAUUGCACGGUUGCAGAAGUGAUCAGCCGUGAAACCGAGCAGCGUGCACGCCUAGCAAAGCUGCGGUCGGGGAAUUACCCAGCCCCGGACGUGUUUUAUCCAUCGGAUGCAUUGAUGACAACAAACACGCCGUCGUCUGUGAUUGUGAAAGUGGUUAGGCCCAAGAACAGCCGCGACGCUCUCUGUGCUGAGUCCGCACUCAGCACAGUGAGCGACGCGACCGUUCUUAGGGAGCUUUUUCUUCGGCAAAAGGCAUGCCAAAAGCGCUCUAAAAAAGGUUUGCAAUUUAUAAAGCACGAUUACUGUGGCGCGCCCACGACCAGCCAUGGGCACGCCUCAGUCAGUGGAGACGUGCCACAGUACCCUGUUAUGUCGUAUUGGCACCUGAAAUGACAUUUGCGCAAAGUGUGUAAAUGCAAAAAUUUUACCCAGCGCAUGGGUCAAUUUUUUGGGGAAAAAAAAGUAUUCAUUAUGCAAGUAAAUAUGGUGCAUCUAGAAAACUCGCAAACAGUGAUGUUGUGCUUCUCGUGCUGUUUAGUUGACUUAGUCCGCUUCUAGCGUCGAGUGUGCUCAGAGAUAUGGUGAAAUUCACUCGAGUCAUCCCUGCCGACAACUAUUUUUAUAAUAUUUUUAAUACAUAAAAAACUGACGAAAAGUGCCCCCCUCCUCCUGAAAAAGGAGAGACUGCAUGUUUUUUUUUACAUACUACACACAGGCACACCUAUGAUUUUGUUGUGCAAGACACAUCUCUCUGUCUUUUGCUUACUACUUAAUGGUAAAAUGUGACUGAUAAAAAUUGAAUGAAAAGAUGCUGUAUCCCCAAUGCAACACCGCCAAUUAAAGGCAUUAUUUAAAACCAGACCCACAAAAUAUUUUUUUUCUGCCAUGCAGAAAUUUGCUUUCUUGCCUUUUUUUCGCUUUUCUCAAGCAGGUGCUACGCAGCCUGUCGGUUAAUUCUUCCAAGUUCAACUGUAGUCUAACAUCGACCUCUACUACCCUACUUGAAUAUUCAGGCUGACAGCCCCAUGAACUUUUGCCCAUUCUUUUACGGUCAUCGGGCGUGUGAAGUCGUCCGUAUUUAAUGGUUGGCAUUUUCGACGCACAAUGUCGCGCAAGUUCUUCCGGCAGCGAGCCCCUCGCUCUGUGUGGUCGGUUCGUAUUAAGACGCAUUGAACGGAGAAUGUCUCGUGCGUGCGCUGUGUGUAUUCCGGCCACAAAAAAACAAACGCGAAAUUAUUUUGUACAUUGUGACAACGAAAAGUGGUGAGGAAAUGUCAUUAGUACUUUUCACUAAGUGAAUAAACCACAAAUGUGCAAGGCA
Molecule: messenger RNA, 4400 nt
Organism: Ixodes scapularis (black-legged tick)
Lineage: Eukaryota; Metazoa; Arthropoda; Arachnida; Ixodida; Ixodidae
Product: galactosylgalactosylxylosylprotein 3-beta-glucuronosyltransferase 3
Exons: 7
Coding region: 241-1287 (348 amino acids)
Biological process (GO): carbohydrate metabolic process; chondroitin sulfate proteoglycan biosynthetic process
Cellular component (GO): Golgi membrane
Molecular function (GO): galactosylgalactosylxylosylprotein 3-beta-glucuronosyltransferase activity
Source: RefSeq, a predicted model, not a curated record